CGUCUUUCCCUCCUAUCGACUAUAAAGUACCACGCCUGCUCGUCGGUACCAACAGACCCUGUCUCCUUGACCAGCUUCACUUCGAUUUCCAGGCUGUAGGAUUGGAAUAGGGUCAAGCUAGACUUGUACAUCUAUCUUCCCAUCAUGGCGUUCCUGAUCCCUCUGGCGCUCUGCGCCUUUGUCGGUCUCACUUAUGUCAUUCUCUUUGUCGGAAAAAGAGAGCGUAACCUUCCUGGCGGUCCACCGACAUUGCCUAUCAUUGGAAAUCUCCAUCAGAUGCCAUUAAAAAAUGCCCACUUGAAGUUCACCGAAUGGGCCAAAGAGUACGGUGGAAUGUACUCGCUGAAGCUCGGCACUGGCACAAUGAUCGUGAUUACAGACCGCCGGCUGGUCAAAGAACUCGUCGACAAGAAAUCCUCCAUCUACAAUGGCCGACCGGAAUCCUAUGUUGGAAACGGAAUCAUUACAGGAGGCGAUCAUCUACUCGCCAUGGAUUACGGAGAGCUGUGGCGCGCUUUCCGCAAGGUUAUCUACCAGCACUUCAAGGAGACCAUGGUUGAGAAAGAGCAUACCAAGGUGGUGAACGCCGAGGCGAUCCAGAUGUGUCGGGACUUUCUGCUCGCCCCUAACAAGCAAAUGUUACACCCGAAGAGAUUCAGUAAUAGCAUUACCAUGAGCUUGCUAUUUGGAGUCCGCACACCCACGCACGACACGCGGCACAUGAUCAAGCUGUACGAUAUGAUGGAGGAUUGGUCAAAGGUUAUGGAAACCGGAAACACUCCCCCGGUGGACAUCUAUCCCUUCCUGCACUGGAUCCCUGAGCGAUUCUUGGGUAUGUGGGCUUCACGUGCGAAAGCCGUUGGCGACUCCAUGAACCAGCUAUACGCCGAAUUCUUAGACGUCGUCAUCGAGCGACGAAAGAUUAAGGGGAGCAAAGGUUCUUUCAUGGAUAAGGUCCUGGACGAGAACGAAAAGCAUGGGUUCAACAGACAUCAGUUGUAUUUCCUGGGGGGCGUGAUGAUGGAAGGUGGUUCAGAUACUUCAUCCUCAAUUGUCAUUGCUUUUAUCCAUGCAAUGACAAAGUGGCCCGAGAUUCAGAAGAAGGCGCAAAAACAGAUUGAUGCAGUUGUCGGAGAAGACAGGACACCGGUCUGGGAAGACUAUGACAAGCUACCUUACGUGGCUGCGAUUGUCAAAGAGGCCAUGAGAUGGAGACCGGUUGUUCCCCUUGGCUUCCCUCAUGCUCUGUCUGAAGAUGACUGGGUCGAUGGUAAAUUCCUUCCCAAAGGUAGCACUAUCAUCCUCAAUGCAUGGGGUAUGCAUCAUGACCCAGUUCGCUUCCCCAACCCCGAUGUCUUUGAUCCAGACCAUUACUUGGGCGUCACCAAAUUGGCUGCCCACCUCGCCAGUUCCGCCGACUAUGAGGAUCGCGACCACUAUGGAUACGGCACUGGACGCCGUCUAUGCCCCGGUAUCCAUCUUGCAGAACGGAACCUGUUCCUUGGAAUUGCCAAGCUGCUUUGGGGCUUUAACAUUAGUCCCGGCAGAGACGAAAACGGUGCGAUCAUUGAGCCGGACGUUGAUCCCAAGAGGGCAUACAGUGAGGGCUUCCUGGUUUGUGCCCAUCCGUUCCCAUGUGAGUUCAAGGUCAGGAGUAAGGCGAGGGAGGAAACAAUUAUGAGAGAGUUCAAAGAGGUGGAAGAGAAAGUGUUUUCAGCCUACGAAAACCCUGUGGCUUAAGAGCUCAGCUGCUCGGCUGUGUCAACCUGUACUGGAUAAGUAUAGCUAGCAUCUCUAAUAAUAAAGCGAGUCAAAUGAACCCAGAUGGGUGCCAG
Molecule: messenger RNA, 1835 nt
Organism: Amorphotheca resinae ATCC 22711
Lineage: Eukaryota; Fungi; Ascomycota; Leotiomycetes; Helotiales; Amorphothecaceae
Exons: 5
Coding region: 145-1740 (531 amino acids)
Molecular function (GO): monooxygenase activity; oxidoreductase activity, acting on paired donors, with incorporation or reduction of molecular oxygen; iron ion binding
Source: RefSeq, a predicted model, not a curated record